This is a messenger RNA of Dioscorea cayenensis subsp. rotundata (Guinea yam), 744 nucleotides long. RefSeq names its product vacuolar iron transporter homolog 2-like. NCBI's taxonomy places the organism in Eukaryota, Viridiplantae, Streptophyta, Magnoliopsida, Dioscoreales, Dioscoreaceae. The coding region runs from base 1 to 744 and encodes 247 amino acids. Gene Ontology annotation, molecular function: manganese ion transmembrane transporter activity; iron ion transmembrane transporter activity. Gene Ontology annotation, cellular component: membrane. The record is from RefSeq and is a predicted model, not a curated record. Gene Ontology annotation, biological process: intracellular manganese ion homeostasis. The transcript is spliced from 2 exons.
AUGCCUCUCUCAUGGGGUUUAGAACUCACCGACGGUGGUGCGGUGGUGUGGCGAAGAUCAGCACCUCACAGCAAAUCGGUGGAGGUGAUCGUCGAUGCUGGUCUGGCGGGCGGUGCGGCGAUCGCGGUCGUCAAUGCGGCGAUGUGGAGAAGAUCGGUGAAGAUCGGGCGAAGAGCACAAUGGCUACGUGCUGCUAUUCUUGGAGCCAAUGAUGGUUUACUCAGCACAACCUCACUCAUGCUCGGUGUCACUGCUGCUAAGGAUGACAAAUGGUCUGUGAUUCUCUCUGGCAUGGCCGGAGCAAUUGCCGGAGCUUUCAGCAUGGCAGUUGGUGAGUUUGUCUCAGUGUCCACACAAAGAGAUAUAGAGAUGGAAAUGAAAUCAUGCAAUGCAAUGCCAUUGCCAUCUCCGGUGAAGUCUCCGGUGAUGAAAUCAAUGGCAAGUGUUCGAGAUCAUGAUCCGCCUAGCCCCGUGAAGGCGGCGACAGCAUCUGGGUUGGCAUUUAUUGCCGGAUCUCUUGCGCCGCUGCUUUCCGGUAUGUUUGUGAGUGGGCACAUUGAGAGGGUGGCGAUGCUCGUAGGAGUGAGCUCUGUAUCUUUGGCUUUGUUUGGAAUUCUUGGAGCUCAUCGGGGGAGGUCUCCGGUGAGGGAGUCUGCCAUGAGAGUGUUGGUUGGAGGAUGGAUGGCAAUGGCAGUGACAUAUUGGUUGUUGAGACCUUUUCACGGAAAAGAUGCAGAUGAUUGA